This is a messenger RNA of Coniosporium apollinis CBS 100218, 819 nucleotides long. RefSeq lists its product as uncharacterized. Bases 1 to 819 code for a protein of 272 amino acids. The record is from RefSeq and is a predicted model, not a curated record. Gene Ontology annotation, molecular function: oxidoreductase activity, acting on the CH-OH group of donors, NAD or NADP as acceptor. The transcript has 4 exons. Lineage: Eukaryota; Fungi; Ascomycota; Dothideomycetes.
AUGUCCGUGUACGUUAUUACUGGGGUAUCGAAGGGAAUCGGGUUCGAGUUCGUCAAGCAGAUCUCGGAGGACCCGAAGAAUCUAGUCGUCGGUCUGGUCCGCGAAAAGGCUGCGACCGAGAAGAAGGUGGCGGCAGAGCUGGGCGACCGUUGCAAUGUCCACAUCCUCCAUGCAGACCUCACCAGCUACGCCAGCCUGAAGCAAGCCGCUGCCGACACUGCCAAGAUUGUUGGCGAGCGUGGUAUCGACUAUCUGGUUGCCAAUGGAGCUUUCCCGUCCCUCUUCGACGCCUAUGACCCCAUCGGCGCAUUGGGCGACAAGGUUGAGGAGCUGGAGGAUGUUUCAUUGAAGCUAUUCCAGACCAAUGUCGUCGGCAACAUCCACCUCUUCAACCUCUUCCUCCCUCUUGUCAUGAAGGGCAAGGUCAAGAAGGUCGUCACCAUUUCCAGCGGUCAUGCCGACCUCGACUUGAUCAACGAUGUCGAGAUUGAGACAAGUGCUUUGUAUUCUGCCUCCAAGGCGGCCAUGAACGUCAUUGUGGCCAAGUUCAACGCGCAAUACAAGAAAGACGGUGUGCUCUUUGUGAGUAUCAGCCCGGGAGCGGUAGAGGUGGGGCACUAUGUGAAUGCCACUCCAGAACAGAUCCAGGGCUUGAUGGGAUUUAUGGGCAAGCUUUCAACCUAUGCCCCACACUUCAAGGGUCCAACCCCUGUAGACGAAGCCAUUCGAAAUAUCAGGUCGACCUGGGAGAAGGCCAGCAUCGACAGUGGGUAUGGUGGUGCAUUUAUCUCGCAUUUUGGAAACAAGCAGUGGUUGUAA